Messenger RNA from Oldenlandia corymbosa var. corymbosa, 1552 nucleotides. NCBI's taxonomy places the organism in Eukaryota, Viridiplantae, Streptophyta, Magnoliopsida, Gentianales, Rubiaceae. The record is from the annotation of a GenBank genome assembly.
GUAACCUGCUGUGCCCAACAAAUUUAACACAUUUGAGGCAAACCAGUCUAACCUCAGUAACCAUUUUGCGCCUAUAUAAACUUCGAGAUUUCAUCCAAUUGAAGCAUAACAAACUCUUUUUUAACAGUUUUCAUCAUCAUAAGUACUUAAUCGUACGUUUUCUUAGUUCAGAAAUGGCUUCAUUUUCCUCUUUUAUCGGUUUAGGUAUCUUUGUGCUCUUCCUAUGUAGUACUGGAAGCACUUCUGCCCAGUUGUCCAAUAAUUUUUACUUCCAUUCCUGCCCCAAGCUUUUUGGCACCGUGAAAUCCACAAUGCAAUCUGCUAUAAAACAAGAAGCCCGGAUGGGAGCUUCCAUUCUCCGCUUGUUCUUCCAUGAUUGCUUCGUUAACGGAUGCGAUGGUUCAAUCCUGCUGGACGAUACAUCCUCAUUUACAGGGGAGAAGAGAGCAGCUCCGAAUUUGAACUCAGCCAGGGGAUUUGAAGUGAUUGACCAAAUUAAAUCCGCCGUGGAGAAUGUCUGUCCCAAUACAGUUUCUUGUGCCGACAUUCUAGCCGUUGCUGCUCGUGACUCCGUUGAAAUCCUUGGAGGUCCGAGUUGGGAAGUCAAACUCGGAAGAAGAGAUGCUAGAACAGCAAGCCAGUCAGCUGCAAAUAACAGCAUCCCACCUCCUACUUCCAACCUUAAUGCCCUCAUUUCCAGAUUCAAUUCCUUCGGUCUCUCUGCCAAGGACUUGGUUGCAUUAUCCGGAUCACACACAAUUGGACAAGCUAGAUGCACGAAUUUCAGAGCUCGGAUUUACAACGAGACCACCUUGGAUACUUCCCUGAGACAAACCAGGCAAAGCAAUUGUCCACGUGUCUCCGGACAGGGGGACAACAACCUGGCACCUCUUGAUCUUCAAACUCCCACCAAUUUCGACAACAAUUACUUCAAGAACCUUGUGAAUCAAAAAGGGUUGCUUCAUUCGGAUCAACAGCUGUUCAAUGGAGGAUCCACUGACUCGAUUGUUAGAGGAUACAGCGCCAACCCGGGCAGCUUUGCGUCUGAUUUUGCCGCCGCCAUGAUCAAGAUGGGUGACAUCAAGCCUCUUACUGGAUCCAAAGGAGAAAUCCGGAAGAACUGCAGGAGGAUUAAUUAAUUAAAAGCCCAACAACGCUUCUUGUUCGUGGACUUUUGAGUAGUCGAUGUGGGCUUUAAAAUUUAUUAUUGCCCACUUUUUUUUGUGUUUCUUGUGCUGUGUGGGCUUUUCAGUUUUAGCGCUCCUCUUUUUGUACUAGUCUGUCGCAUCAGGAUUCUGAUCACUGUUGUUUCACUUUUUUUUAUGUGUGCGAGAUUUUUUGUUUGGUUUUCUUCCAAAAUCCUAAAAUGUUGCCUCUCGUGACGUUAGGGAAAUGUGUGUUAGAGACUUCUUUUGCUUAAUCCCUCUUUUUGUAUAGCAUCCGAUCUACAACUACAAGUACUAAAUCUACUGUUCAGACUCAUCUAAGUUCCCAUGGAGCAAGAAAAUCAAUGUAAGGGGUGCAAAAUUUAGAAACAAAAAAUUAAUACUCC